AUGGACACUUUCUACGUCGACGAGGACGUCGGCCGCGACGAUGGCUCCGCCACUGGCUCUGAAACCGCCCCCUAUAAAACUCUUCUCUUCGCCAUGAUGCAGCACCCCAAAGCAACAUAUAAAACCAGAAAGUCAGAGACGGCCCCUGCAGACGCCAAUGCUGAUCCGGCCUCGCGGCUAGAAUGGAAACCUGCAUCAAAGUCUGCUCUGAAGAAAGCCACCAACCUUUACGAACAGCAUCUGCGGAAACAGGCCAAGGCAGCUGAUUUGGCCAUCCGUGAACAGCAGGAGGCUGAGAAGCGAAAGCAAGUUCUCGAGGACGCCAAGAAAGUGGUCAUCAAAGAAGACGAAAGCUUGCCGGCGCCUGUCAAGAUCAAGCUCAACACCGUUGAUCCCGCCAAGAUCAAGCUAGGCACUGCAGACUCCAAGGGGACCCGAGUGCGAGUUGUGGGCCGAGUUCACCAUUUACGGUCGCAGAAGGAUAUCAUCUUUGUCACCCUAAAAGAUGGCAAAGGACUGAUGCAAUGCCUCUUCUCGGGUAACCUGAUCAAGACGUAUGCGGCCAUGACUUUGACUCUUGAGACGUCACUCGAAAUUCGGGGUGAGCUCAAAUCUCUUCCACCGGGUGCCCACGCCCCUCUUGAUCGCGAGCUCCAUGCCGACUAUUUCACCGUAAUUGGCGCGGCGGUCGGUGACAAGGAAGCCAUCACCAAUAAAGUGCAGGAAGAUGGUGAUGCCCAGAAGCUGCUCGAUAACCGCCAUCUCACACUGCGCGGGGACGUCUCGUCAAGCGUCAUGAAAGUUCGAGCAGCCGUCGAGAUGGCUUUUAUCAAGACCUACGACGAGCUGCAGAUUACGAAAGUGUCGCCUCCGGCAAUGGUUCAGACGCAGGUUGAGGGCGGCGCAACUCUCUUCGAGUUCAACUACUACGGUGAAAAAGCCUACCUUACCCAGUCCUCGCAGCUGUACCUGGAGACUUGUCUUCCCGGACUGGGUGACGUUUACUGCAUUGAGAAGUCCUUCCGAGCAGAAAAAUCCCUCACCCGCCGCCAUCUGAGUGAGUACACACACGUGGAGGGUGAACUCGACUUCAUUACCUUUGACGACCUGCUCAACCACAUUGAGCACUUGGUGUGCAGGGUCAUUGAAGUCACCCUCUCGGACCCUGUCAUUGCCAAAUACAUCUACGAGCUCAACCCGGACUUCAAGCCACCGUCCCGCCCCUUUAAACGCAUGAAGUACUCCGAGGCCAUUGCGUGGUUGGUCGAACACGAGAUUCCCAACGAAGAAGGCAAACCGCACGACUUUGGGGACGACAUCGCCGAAGCCGCCGAACGACGCAUGACCGACAUCCUCAACGUGCCCAUCUUCCUCACCCACUUCCCCACCGCGAUCAAGGCCUUCUACAUGCAAAAAGACCCCUCGGACCCGCGCGUGACCGAGAGCGUCGACGUCCUCAUGCCCGGCGUCGGCGAAAUCGUGGGCGGGAGCAUGAGAAUCUGGGACUACGAGGAGCUGAUCGCCGCGUACAAGCGUGAGGGAAUCGACCCCGAGCCCUACUACUGGUACACGGACCAGAGACGCUACGGCACUAGCCCCCACGGCGGCUACGGUCUGGGCCUGGAGCGAUUUUUGGCCUGGAUCUGCGGCCGCUGGACCGUCAGGGAGUGCUGUCUCUACCCGAGAUUUGCCUAUCGUUGCAAACCGUAG
Molecule: messenger RNA, 1710 nt
Organism: Fonsecaea erecta
Lineage: Eukaryota; Fungi; Ascomycota; Eurotiomycetes; Chaetothyriales; Herpotrichiellaceae
Product: asparagine-tRNA ligase
Exons: 1
Coding region: 1-1710 (569 amino acids)
Biological process (GO): asparaginyl-tRNA aminoacylation
Cellular component (GO): cytoplasm
Molecular function (GO): asparagine-tRNA ligase activity; nucleic acid binding; ATP binding
Source: RefSeq, a predicted model, not a curated record